GUAAUUUUUUAUAUUCGGCAUUACUAUUUUCUAUCUUUUUUCUACUAUCGAACUGAAAUAAUCACAAGCGUCAUUAUGUACAUGUUGGUUCCGGAAUAUUCUGUGUAAUUUUCCUUUUGUGGCAAUAAUUAAAACCCAUAAAACGGUUGUAAUAAAUUAAAAAUAAAGCCAGAGUCACCAAUAAGUACUAGUAAGUGUGUAAAUUAGGUGUAUUCAGCAACAGAAUGAUUUGAUGAAACUAGCAGCUAAUUGUACAUAUAAAUAUUUGAAAAUCAAUUUAUUAGAUGUUUAAAACAUUAAUAUUGGGUUAUUUGAUUUGUUCCAAUUAAACGAAUUGUAUAUUAAUUAAAUAAAAAAAUGAACUAUUUAAGUACAUAAUAAUUUUUUUCCAUUCUGUGAAAUAUUUCAAUUAACAUAGCAUUUUUUCUAAAUCGCAAAUUGUACGAAAAUUUGUCAAAAUGCCAUACAUCAAGAAAUUUGGUAUAAUUAGAAGACCUGGAGUUUGGAAGCUAAGAAAUCAAUUAAAAAGAAAACCUCGACCAGCUGCAUCACGAAACGCAUUGUACGAGAAAAUUAAAGCGAAUAAUAAUAAUUUAGCAACAGCUUUGUCAAAGGAAAAACAAGAGAAACAAGAAUAUUUUAAACAAUGUGUUGCUUUAGAGAGUAAAGUUCAAGAGCAAGAAGUAUGUCUUAAUAGAUUUAAAGAGAUCUGUAAGCAAAUAGAACGUACCUCAAAGGAAAAUUUAAAAGUAAUGUAUCAACUGAUGACAGCUAUAACGGAGAAUACAUCAAGUAUAGUAUCCGUAUGUCAACAAAUAACUGAUAAGCGUCCGGUAAGUUCUCCAAGAUAUUCAAUAUCCACAUCUGACUCCAAACGUCAAUCAGUUACAACGAAAUCUCCUGCACGAGGAGUCGUUCAACCAAUGGUUAGUGGCCACACAAUAACUAAACCAGUAAUUAAUUUGAGUAGAAUAAAUAUGCCAGGAGUUCAAAUUUCACCAAAUUUAAGUGAUAUUGAUGAAGAAGUUACUCCAGAAAGUAGUCCAGUGCGUUCAACAAUACAAACAACACCGGUUGCGAUCAAUCAGGAAAGUAGAUUUACUCACAGGCGAGCUGAAAGACUUUUACCUGAAAGGAUUAUUGUUACUCCAACUGAUGAUGAACGUGAGAGCUUAUUAAGACAAAGAAGUAAAAGAUCAUCAAGUAAAUAUUCUCGAAGGAGAUCAUCAAAUUCAUCUCGAUCAGAGAGUUUUGAAUCAAGGUUUAGUGGGAACUUUAAUGAAACAAUCAGAAAUCCCACUGUAGCACUACAUGACGUAUCCAAAUUACUACAAAAUUCACAGAGUGUUAAUGUCCGAACUUUUCUACAAUCAACUGGCAAUUCCGAUUCUGGUAAUGAAUUACUAGCAUCGCUUGAUAAUAAUGAAACGAAUCAUGAAUUAAAUUCCACGAAUGAAUUAGAUAAUAAAUCUGAUGAUAAAAUGAAUGCCGAAAUUUCCGUAGAAAAAACAGCGUCUAUAAUAAAAUCAUUCCAAAACAUUGAUGAUGAUGAAUCUGAUGUGACAUUAACGUUCCAUCGACAUCCUAGGAAAAAUAAAAAAGAAAACACAAGUAAUAAUAUUGAUGAUCCUCUUGAAGGACCCAGUUGGCUUCAUGAUUCACGAGCAACAGAAUCAAACUCUACUUCACUCUUAGAAAACACCGUUAGGCAUACAGAAUAUGAAGGAUGGCUCUUUGAAAAGUCAAUUCAACUUGAAAAAAAUGUAGAAGCGACAGCUCAAAAAAAAAGUUUAGGAAAUAAAACUCCUAAUGAAGAAAUUAGUGACGACGACGAUGGUGAAGUUUGUCGAGUUUUUAAUAUGAAUGAGUACAAAACGUAUUUAAAAACGAUAAACAAAAAAACAGAUGAUGAACAUUCUGAACCCGACAUAGUAUCUCGUUCGGCAAAUGUAACUGUUUCUAGAGGUAGGCCUGUCACAAUAGAUGAUGAUGAUUUUACCAUGUGUUUUAUUAAGAAACCAAAUCCAGUGUCUAAUGGAUUAGCCUUCGAUUUAAAUGAAUUACAACUUCCUCAACUCGAAAGACCACUUGUUCAACUAAAACCUCCUGAACCAGAACCAGAAAUUACUACAACAAUUAAAAUUGUACCACCAAAUGCUGAAAUGUUAUCAAAUAAUAGAUUAUCUUCAGAAAAUUUCAGGUUAUCACCAAUGCAACCUAAUAAUUCAGUGUUUAUUCCAAUGAUUCAAGAAUCGAUGCGAAUGUCAGGUUUAGAUUCUACCGAUUCACCUGAAGAAAAUAAUCAAAGUACUGAAGAUUCAAACUCUACAGAAGUAGUAUUGAAAAAACGUAAUCGAAGACCUCGUGAGCUAUCCUCCAGUGACUCUGAAUAUUCAAAUACUCCAGGAAAAAAUAUAGUACUUAAGAAAAAAAUUUUUAAAAAGAAAGAUCCUAGAUCUGCAAAAGUUGUGCUUGAAAAAUUAGAUGAAAAUCGUCGAACAUCCAAUGAAUUUAGAGAAUGCUUAGAACCACAAAGUGAUUCAGAUAAUAGCAACACCAGCAUAAAACUUUCACAUCGACCUAAGAGACGAAAAGCACCAGUUACACUUAAAGAGCCGUCUUUAAGAGCAAAACUAAGACGAAAAUAAAUUUUGUUUUAUAAUUUUUGUAUAUUUUUUUUAGUUUUAGAAAAUUGCAAAAUUAAUUACAGCGUUUACUGAAUUUUCGUAUUCAUGUGUUUUAGGGAUAAUGACUCCAAGAUAAUGAUUAAUUUUUAAUUUGUUAUCGUAUAAUAAUCAAUUUUGAAUGUGCUUAUUUUUGGAAAUCACUUAACAAUCGGUCAAUAAUCAAUUUGUAAAAAAUGAUAUUAUCAUUAUGAUUUAAUAAGUUUUAAACCCAAUAACACAUUAUGAUCAUCUA
Chelonus insularis is the source of this 2919-nucleotide messenger RNA. RefSeq lists its product as uncharacterized. Gene Ontology annotation, cellular component: chromosome, centromeric region; nucleus. The transcript has 3 exons. The coding region runs from base 459 to 2648 and encodes 729 amino acids. NCBI's taxonomy places the organism in Eukaryota, Metazoa, Arthropoda, Insecta, Hymenoptera, Braconidae. The record is from RefSeq and is a predicted model, not a curated record. Gene Ontology annotation, biological process: meiotic chromosome segregation.